AUGACCGAAGAACAGCUCCAGCGCAUCAUCGCAGCUCUAGCACCGGCAAACAGACAAGGGUCAUUCGCACGAUGCAACGCAGUAUACGACGGGACCGGCGAUAACGAGACUGUAGAGACGUUUCUCUCAGCCAUCAAGGUGUACAAGAAAAUCGAGAACAUUGACGACGAGAACGCUCUCGAAGGGCUUACCCUCCUAUUAAAAGGAGACGCCGCUGUCUGGUGGGAAGGCGCUAAGUCAGACGUCAAAUCCUGGACGGAUUUUGAAGAUCGGCUUCGGCACGCGUUCGCACCGAAGAUACCAGCGGACAUCCUGUAUCAGAAGAUAAUAGAACUGAAGCAGGAUGCGACGACCCCUACGGAGAAAUUCGUCGCAAAGAAGAGGGCGCUCAUAGCCCAACUACCCGCACCAAUCCCGUCGGAGACCAUCAGUUACAUAUGA
Messenger RNA from Leguminivora glycinivorella, 441 nucleotides. RefSeq names its product activity-regulated cytoskeleton associated protein 2-like. The record is from RefSeq and is a predicted model, not a curated record. The transcript has a single exon. The coding region runs from base 1 to 441 and encodes 146 amino acids. NCBI's taxonomy places the organism in Eukaryota, Metazoa, Arthropoda, Insecta, Lepidoptera, Tortricidae.